Molecule: messenger RNA, 1243 nt
Organism: Lutra lutra (Eurasian river otter)
Lineage: Eukaryota; Metazoa; Chordata; Mammalia; Carnivora; Mustelidae
Gene: ERG28
Product: ergosterol biosynthesis 28 homolog
Exons: 5
Coding region: 163-696 (177 amino acids)
Cellular component (GO): membrane; endoplasmic reticulum
Molecular function (GO): protein-macromolecule adaptor activity
Source: RefSeq, a predicted model, not a curated record
GCGAGGACAAAUGGCUCAGGUGGACUCCUCGGUAGAUGUGCUUUGGAGCUUUGCUGCUGCUGUUCUUAUUGCUGCUGCUGCCGCUGCUCCAGCUGGUGCUGCCGCUGCUGUGCUGGGGGUCCGGUCACCAGGCAAAAAGCCCUCUUGGGUUGGAGGGAAGUCAUGAGCCGUUUCUUGAACGUGUUACGAAGCUGGCUGGUUAUGGUGUCCAUCAUAGCCGUAGGGAACACCCUGCAGAGUUUCCGAGACCACACCUUUCUCUAUGAAAAGCUCUACACAGGCAAGCCGGAUCUCGUGAAUGGCCUCCAGGCUCGGACUUUUGGGAUCUGGACACUGCUGUCAUCAGUGAUUCGCUGCCUCUGUGCCAUCGACAUCCACAACAAGACGUAUGCUGUACCACAUCACACUCUGGACCUUCCUCCUCGCUCUGGGGCACUUCCUGUCCGAGUUGUUUGUCUUUGGGACUGCAGCUCCCACAAUUGGCGUCUUGGCCCCCCUGAUGGUGGCAAGUUUCUCAAUCCUGGGUAUGCUAGUUGGCCUCCGGUACCUAGAAGUCGAACCAGUAUCCAGACAGAAGAAGAGAAACUGAGGCCGGCGUUAACCACCUCUGAGACUUCGUCUUCCACCUUCCGUCCCCUUCCGUCAUCCUCCAUCCUCUUCUUUCUGCUCCAUCCUGAGCCCUCUUACCACUCCUAGCCUUUUAGGUUUGGGGUUUUUCUUAAAAAAAUUUUUAAGCUACAACCUUCAUACAGAAAAUAUAAUGUGUACAUACAAAUGAAAGAAUCCUUUUAAAUGAUUGAAUACUCUGUCCCUUCACCCAGAUCAAGAGAUGUCCAGCACCUCAGAAACCCACUAUGUGCCCUUCCUCUACCUACAGUCUCUUCCAAGAUCCCUUUUCCAGCCUUCUGCUUUUUCCCUUUAUUUUCAUCCCUUCCUCUGACUUGUGUGGUGGGAACACGUGAACUAUGAAACUUACAGCUGCUGCGCCACCCAGAGCAGCUGCCACCAAGGGCUGCUUCAGGAGGUCGCCCUCCGAGGUUGGGCUCCUCUCUGCUGUUGGCCCCAAGACUCUGAGCCAUCCGAGGAACAGGCAGUUCUUCUAAGAAGGGCUCCCCUGUGAGUAAGCAUGGCUCGUAUACUUGUGUCUACAAGUGGAUCAGGGUUGGAAGAGUCUGGGCUGUUUUUAGACCUUCUGGUCAGCUCUAUUUGUGUAACAAAUUUUGUAAUAAAUAGAAAAAUCCUC